CAUAUACAUAUCCUGCUCAAACCCCAACCUGUAAAUGAGUAGGCUAUCCACCGGAGUCUAGACAUCUUUCAGCAGUGUUCAACGUAACAACUACUAUCGUCGCCUUCCACAAUGGUUCUCGACAUCAAGGCUCUCGUGCUUGAUCUAGGUGGGGUUCUUCUUGAAUGGGACCGCCACAGCGUAACGUCUCUAUCCUCGGGUCAGUUUCUGACUAUCAUGAAUUCAAUAGCUUGGCAUGACCUAGAUAGGGGUAAGUUGACUGUCAAGGAGGCUUGUAAGGAAUUCGGGGCCACACUCGAGAUCGAGCCUUCUAUUAUCGAGCAUGCUUUAGACGAGGCACAACUCUCUUUGACUGUUAAUGCCCCAUUGACGCAGACGAUUCGGGAUCUGAAGGAAUUAAUUCCCGACCUGGAGCUCUACAUCAUGUCCAACAUAUCCCGAGAGCAUUACAAGAAGGCGCGGAUGCUGAGCUUGCCUUGGGACAUCUUCAAGUCGAUCUUCAUUUCAGGCGAAGUAGGCGAGAGGAAGCCUGAUUUAUGUUUCUUCCAGCAUGUGGUACAGCAGACCGGGGUGGAUCCAAGCCAGAUCGUCAUGAUCGACGAUACGGUCGAGAACAUCUGCGCAGCCCGGUCUGUGGGCAUGCACGGGCUACUCGCAGAUGACGAGGCGACCAAGAGUGGCUGCGCGCUGCUGAACCUCCUUCUGGACCCGCUGCCGCGAGCGGAAGCUUACCUGAAAAGCAAUGCGAAAAAGCACCAUUGUGUCGUCGAGGGUGCCGAAGAUCUCGCACUCAAGGAUAACUACGCUCAGAUGCUACUCUGGGAGCUCACGGGUGACGAAAACCUCGUCUACUUCAAGUGGCCGUCUGAGGAGCUUCACGGAACCCCGGCCGGGGACUCUACUAACGGCUGUGUCAACGGUCAAAACGGGGGCUCUAUUAAGUCAGACCUGAACUAUGGCCUCUGGAACUACUUCUACGAAGAGCCCGUUCUCACAACUCGAUACUUCCCGCCCGACGCGGACACGACAUCAAUAGCUUACCUCUCUCUCCCGCCAAAGUACCUGUCCAUGGUCGCGGACGUCGAGCUUGUCUUGGAUGCCAUGGCUACUAACUUGAACUCAGACGGGAUCAUGCAGACGUACUUUGCCAGCGACCGGCCUCGAGCUUCUCCUGAGGUCUGCUGCAACAUGCUUUGCCUUUUCUACCGCUUUGGCCGUGGCGCCGACCCCCGCAUUCGGAAGACCGAGGAAUGGGUGAUCAGCUGCCUGAAAAACAAUGCUUGCCUCAACGGCAGUAGGCACUACUCGACGCCCGAGACCUUGUUGUACUUCGCGUCUCGCUUGCGGGUCGAGUGUGGACCUGGCCGUCUGGCGAACGAGCUAGAUGUCGUCAAGGGGCAACUUGGAGAGCGUCUCGGGGUGCCUGUGAAUCCACUAUCGCUCGCGUUUCGCAUCUCAGCGUGCCAGCUGGUAGGCAUCGAUGAAAAGCUGUACAGAAAAGACGUUGCAACACUCUUGUCUCUGCAAGACAGAGAUGGUGGGUGGCCAGCCGGGCAUUUCUGCUGCAUUGGAAAGACAGGGGCUCGCAUUGGAAAUCGCGGCUUGACGACGGCUCUAGCAGCCAAGAUCAUUAGGGGGGAAAGGGGGAUCAUGUAGCAGACUCUUAGGAUACUAUGUUUGCACACCUAGAAAGACUAUUGAUCUGCCUUG
Messenger RNA from Annulohypoxylon maeteangense, 1710 nucleotides. RefSeq names its product HAD-like protein. NCBI's taxonomy places the organism in Eukaryota, Fungi, Ascomycota, Sordariomycetes, Xylariales, Hypoxylaceae. The coding region runs from base 112 to 1656 and encodes 514 amino acids. The transcript has 3 exons. The record is from RefSeq and is a predicted model, not a curated record.